AUGGCGGCUAACAUGUACCGAGUGGGAGAUUAUGUGUACUUUGAGAACUCAUCCAGCAACCCUUACCUGAUCCGCAGAAUUGAAGAGCUCAACAAGACAGCCAAUGGAAAUGUGGAGGCAAAGGUGGUGUGUCUGUUCAGGAGGCGAGACAUCUCUGGCAACCUCAACACUCUGGCUGACAGCAAUGCAAAGAGCCAAGGAGGUGGGAGGGUGGAGUGUCUGACGUCAUUGACGGACUUGUUUGAACACAGCGGGAUCAGUAACACAGGCCUCACGUCGUUUCCUGAACUUCAACAUAUUCAGUCCAGUCAGGAGGAUUUUAUUCUGGAGAUAGUGGAGAACAUCUUCAUACAAACCAUUCCUGCGAAUUCUUUCACUGGAAUAUCUGACAACACUCUGACCGUCCUGUUAAACAGUAACGGAGUGAAAGAAAUCCAGAGUUACGCCUUCAACGGGAGCAGACUGGAGGAAGUGUAUCUUCACAGGAAUGUGGAUUUGGAACAAAUCCAUGAAUUUGCAUUUUACGGUGUCAUUCACGGCCCCACUCACCUAGACCUUUCAGAAACCAAGGUUCGCUCUCUGCCCUCGAGAGGCCUGGAGACCAUUGAAAAGCUCCGGGCUGAAAACACUUGGGCUCUUAAAGUGCUGCCCCCCUCCAGCGUCUUUCUGCAUCUACAGAGCGCUGCAUUGACUUUCCCCAGCCACUGCUGCGGCCUCCAACUGCUGAAGAGAUGGAGAGGACACACGGAGGCGGUCUUCUGUAACCUGACCCGCAGCGCUCUAGAAAAACUGCAGGAAUCCUCAGCAGCUCUGUCUCAGGAAUAUCUGGGUCAUUACUACGACGCCCCCAUGUGUCCGACGGAACCCUUUCAUCCCGACGGUGUGUUCUACGUGGAGUUAGCGACGCAGCGUCUCACCGAAGGUUUUGACUUCUCGCUGUGUAAUGAACGUCACGCAGAUGUUGGAGGCCCCCUGUGCACGCCCCUGCCUGACGCCCUGAACCCCUGUGAGGACGUGAUGAGUCAGGGGUUCCUCAGGGUGCUGGUGUGGGGGGUCAGUCUUUUGGCCAUUUCAGCAAACCUCCUGGUGAUGUUCAUCCUGCUGAGCAGCCGACAGAAACUGUCCGUCACCCGUUUCCUCAUGGGUCACCUGGCGUUUGCAGACUUCUGUAUGGGGAUGUACCUGCUGCUCAUCGCGUCCGUCGACCUCUACACUCACUCCCAUUACUACCACUAUGCUAUCGCCUGGCAAACAGGAAGUGGCUGUAAGCUAGCAGGGGCGUUAUCAUUGUUUGCCAGUGAGCUGUCCGUGUACACGUUAACUUUAAUCAGCCUUCAGCGCUGGCACGCCAUCUUCUUCGCCAUGAGGCCAGACAGGAGAAUGAGGCUACGCCACGCGGCCGUGUUGAUGCUCGCCGGCUGGUUGCUGUGCGUGAUCCUCGCUCUGCUUCCUCUGGUUGGCGUGAGCAGUUACCAGAGGGUGAGCAUCUGUUUACCGAUGGACACGGAGACGACGGCUGCUCAGGCGUACGUGGUCUCCGUCCUGAUGAUCAACGUCACAGCCUUCGUGGUGGUCUGCUUGUGUUACCUCCACAUCUACUGUAUGGUGCACAACCCCCAGCACCAGUCCAGCAGGUGCGACACCAGCAUGGCCAAACGCAUGGCCGUCCUCAUUUUCACCAGCUUCCUGUGUCUGGCUCCCAUUUGCUUUUACGGUUUGUCUGCAGCUUUCCACCGACCACUGAUGACCGUCACCGAUUCCAAGGUGCUGCUGGUUCUCUUCUACCCUCUCAACUCUUGUGCUCACCCCUUUUUAUACGUUAUCCUGACGAAAGCCUUUCACCGAGACAUCCUGAUGUUGCUGAGCAGGGCGGGGCUGUUUCAGUGGAGAGCACACCUCUACUGAGGUAUCACCCCCGCCCCCCUUCAGGACUCAGCAGACUUCGAGACGCUGCCUCUGAAAUGUGACUGUUCUUUUCAUGUGGUUGUAGAUUUGAGGAGCAACAUUUUUUCUCGUGUAUAGAGGGAAGUGUAAAUGUCAUUAUUCACCAUUAUUGGAUUCGAACCCUGUCUGUUGCUUAUAUUUCACAUUCUUGAUUCAGACUCGCGGUGAAGACAAAGCGUCGCUAACACUUCCUGUCAGGAACAGUUCCACCUCGUCCCUGCUCUGACUCUUCACCAUCACUGCUCCUCCUUCAGAGGAGUUUCUGUUACUAAGCAACUGACUGCAGAGGAGACAGUCCAACAUGUGUUUGUUUACUGAUAAGGAGCGAGAACGCUCGUGUGGACAAAGGUCAUAUUAGUUUUGAAACAAAAUGUAUUAGUGUGGAUGUCUCCUCAGAGUGCGUGAUGACGUGGUCUCUGUGGUCAUGUGUGA
This is a messenger RNA of Paralichthys olivaceus (Japanese flounder), 2376 nucleotides long. Lineage: Eukaryota; Metazoa; Chordata; Actinopteri; Pleuronectiformes; Paralichthyidae. The record is from RefSeq and is a predicted model, not a curated record.